CGAAUAUUUAUUACAAUACUCGUUUCAGUGAUACGUGCGAUCUGAUACACGCGAUCGCGGUUGUCCGGAAACUAACGUUAUUCAUGACGAUCAGCCGAUAAUAAACAAAUGUAAUGUUACACGUUAUAAAUAGACACUACGUAGCAGUAACUAGACUUACCGAUCAGACACGUGUGUCAUUGUAUUACGUUACAACGAUCAGCUUAUGCAGUACGCGGAUCUGCACGUUUUAUUUUAACCCCGACGAUGGCGUGACGUAAAUCAUAUCUACGCCGAAGAGUUUAUGAGCGGGCGUUCAAUCGGUGCAUCCAUCGCGUUGCGUUACGGCCGAUCGGCGUCUGUUGGAAAUGCAAUCUUUUAUCGAUUUCAAUCCUUAUCUACACGCUCGAAAGAGUGCUGGUCACGUGUGACAGACGUCGUAUCCAUCGACCGAAUCUCAACUUACGUCGAUGCAAAUUCGAUCGAUUUUUUGAUUCGCGCGAAAAAUUCGCGCACCCCCGUAAGUUCGUUCGAUUGCGAACGACGGUCGAAUUUGUUUUCUCCUUGUUUUUUUUUUUUUUUCUGUUCUUUAAAAAAUUUCGUCGCCGCACGCGCGCAGGCUCUGUAAAGGUAUAACGCGCGAACAGGUGGGAAUAAGGUGGAAAUUUUCUGUUCGAAAACACCGUCGAUACUUUUGUUACCGAAUGGGAGAAAACUCACGUGCAUGAGGCGAUUGCGGUACGGACAAAACAAACACGUGACUCGGUGGCACACGGAAUUUUGCGUCGGAAUUGAAAUGGGACCCGCGCAGAGCCGCGCAACAAGACUACCUCGCGACUGACAACCAUCCACGGGUCAUUCAAGUUUAAGCAGCAUCUCGAAGCGGUUUGCACUGAAAAAAGUUAGCAGCAGUAACACAGCAGUGACUUCUUCUUCGACAUUAACGCGGAAAAACCGUUUCUCCAUCUGUGGGACCAACUUAAAUUUUGGGUGUUUUUUUCGCUUUAAAUCUAUAAAUUAUUUAUCGACUUGGUAAAAACGUAUCUUCGCAUAUACAUUUAAACAACUGAAUAAAUAAAUAAUAAAUUUUACAUCGUUGCACCGGUGGUCGACACCGCUUGAGUGAAAUUGAAAUUUUGAAUCGUUGCUACCGGAAGUUAAUUAUUGAAAUCGUCUGUGACGCUCUGCAAUGGUGACAAACAGCAUCGGCAACGGGCGAGACAUGAGUGAUUAUUAUGUUAUAAACGAUAGUGUGGAUAAUAUUUUGAACAUGCAGUUUUACGCGUCCGCAAAUCUCCCUGACGUUCACUCUCAAUCGCAACCGAAGAAAAGACGAUGCAUUAAUAAAGAGCAAGAUCCCAUGUCUCACAGGAUCAUUGAGAAACGCAGAAGAGAUCGCAUGAACAAUUGUUUAGCCGAUCUGAGCAGACUUAUACCUGCUGAAUAUCUGAAGAAGGGAAGAGGUAGAGUUGAGAAAACUGAGAUCAUCGAAAUGGCGAUCAGACAUAUGAAACACUUGCAAGGUGUGAGACAAGAUGUCAGACAUCCGGCUGUUACACCCGUUCAUUCCCAUACCGAUGACAGCGUUGACAGUGUAUCACAUUCGGCGAGCGCUUCCUCAUCGGCGGAACAUUAUAGACUUGGUUUUCAGGAAUGCUUGAGCGAAACUAUGCAUUUUCUAGUUGACGUCGAAGGAUUUUUUGCAAGGGAUUCUCUUUGCGUACAGUUAAUCAGUCAUUUGCAACAGCACUGCGAAAAAAUAUUAUCAGCCAGUGACAGACUGGGCUUUCCACACCCUGAGAUGCCGUCGUCAAAUGGUUCGGCUAAUUCAAGUUUCUCGCACACUACCAUUCCGACAACUUGUCCACCAAACAGCCACUCCGAUCGCGGUUCAAGUUCCGGUGUCAGUUCCCUGGAAGAUCCGGAACGUCCGAGACCGAUAAUUCAACCUCCGACGAUGGUCAGCGACGACAGCAAUCACAGCAAUCACUCCCACAGCAUACCGGUCAUAUCGAGACCUCCGAAUUAUAAAUUCAAAAGCUCCAUAAAGCAGAGAUUUUCAGCGGAAAGAACGAAAUCCCAUUCACCUCCUAUUACGGAUCAAAAACCCGCGCAUGCGGGUGUACCGAUUUUCGCACUUCACGAUGCCGGUGCUUUUUAUAUUCCAUUGACCGUAGAAGCGGAGUUGCUCAGGCCUCAUCUUACUUUCACACCCGACACUGGACCCGAUAUGGUUUUACAUCCGGUUACGAUCUCAGUUAACUUCAAUCACUCCGCUCCUCCGGCGUGGUCCCAUCAUAGCCCGACACACCAGCAAACUUGAGGGUAAUUUAUCAUUCGUCUAGGUGAAGAGUUGAUUAUUAUUAUUAUUAUCAUUAUUAUUAUUAUUAUUAUUAUUGCUACUAUUAAUAUCAUCAUUAUUAUUAUCAUUGUUAUUAUGUUACCGGAUCUUUACCGAUGUUCAUUAUUAUAAAGGAGUGUCCGCGAAACCGAUCAUAUCGGUGGAUAGUAUAAUAUUAUUAUUUAAAUAACUAUUCGCCUUAAUAAAUCGAUGAGAAAAAGUUUAUAACUGAGUCCGACACGAUUGCAAAUUGUCGAUAUUUCUACUCUCUUAGGUAUCAAAGUUAUCGUUAUAAUUGUAUAAAGUAUAUUCGAUCAACGACCAAGUCUCGCUUCAAAGAUGAAUUUUCUGCUCAUUCGGAGCGAGAUAUGAUCGAUCGAGACGAAGGGUUGCUCAAUGUGUAUACCUUAACCUCGCGUUAUCAUUGUUCCAAUUUCGUGAUUAUUAUUUGAUGAACUGAAAUCGGCCGAAUGCCAAUUAUACUGAAAGAAAUAAUUAGGAUUCUGGUAACGGGGGAUUUGGUCCGAUUGAGAAACCUCGGUUGGCCUCAGGAACUAAAGACUGACCGAGACCUGCAUUACAUUUGUUAUCCGUGUCAAUAACUGUAUAUACAUAUAUUUACGUGAAUAUAAAUAUAUAUAUACCAUUAUUAAUUGAGUUAAGGUUAUUGAAUAAAAAUUGUCUUAAUAAAUUAUAUUGACGAUA
This is a messenger RNA of Athalia rosae (coleseed sawfly), 3025 nucleotides long. RefSeq names its product transcription factor cwo (gene cwo). Lineage: Eukaryota; Metazoa; Arthropoda; Insecta; Hymenoptera; Athaliidae. The record is from RefSeq and is a predicted model, not a curated record. The transcript is spliced from 4 exons. Gene Ontology annotation, cellular component: nucleus. Bases 1169 to 2302 code for a protein of 377 amino acids. Gene Ontology annotation, molecular function: DNA-binding transcription factor activity, RNA polymerase II-specific; RNA polymerase II cis-regulatory region sequence-specific DNA binding; protein dimerization activity. Gene Ontology annotation, biological process: regulation of circadian rhythm; regulation of transcription by RNA polymerase II; regulation of neurogenesis.